CUAAAACCCCUGAAGUCUUAAAGAGGUCCGAAUCGAAUCUACUCAAAGAGUCUGUGUCUCUGUGAGAGGAGAAGAGAGAUGCAAGUACUUGCGAGGAAUCUAGUUCAGAGAGUCUCGAGAAGCCAGGUCAUUAGUCGUUAUGCAUAUUCAACUCAACGUGUCAGAGACAUUGGUCAGCCAACUCCAUCAUCUCAUUCUCAUUUAAUGGCUGAAGGAGAGGUUACACCAGGAAUUAGAAUAGAGGAAUACAUUGGUCGAAGGAAGAAACUUGCGGAGCUUCUUCCUCAGAACAGCUUAGCCAUCAUUUCCUCAGCCCCUGUGAAGAUGAUGACAGACGUUGUUCCAUAUACGUUUAGACAAGAGGCUGAUUAUUUGUAUCUAACUGGCUGCCAGCAACCAGGUGGUGUAGCUGUUUUAAGUGAUGAACAUGGUUUAUGCAUGUUCAUGCCAGAAUCAACUCCUAAUGACAUUGCUUGGCAAGGAGAAGUAGCUGGAGUCGAUGCAGCUUCUGAGGUUUUCAAGGCAGAACAAGCAUAUCCUAUAAGCAAAUUACCAGAGAUUCUUUCAGACAUGAUAAGAAAAUCUUCAAAAGUGUUUCAUAAUGAUCAAACGGCCUCUCAGAGAUACACAAACUUGGAUGAGUUUAAAACAUCUGCAUCUCUUGGCAAAGUGAAGUCUCUUUCAAGUUUUACCCAUGAGCUGAGGUUAAUUAAAUCACCUGCUGAGCUCAAAUUGAUGAGAGAGUCUGCAUCUAUUGCCUGCCAGGGGCUUCUGAAAACAAUGCUACAUUCAAAAGGGUAUCCUGAUGAAGGCAUCUUGUCAGCCAAAGUUGAGUAUGAGUGUCGGAUAAGAGGUGCUCAGCGAAUGGCAUUCAAUCCUGUAGUUGGUGGCGGUUCUAAUGCCAGUGUUAUCCACUAUUCACGAAAUGAUCAGCGAAUAAAGGAUGGUGAUCUUGUCUUGUUGGACAUGGGUUGUGAGUUCCAUGGUUAUGUUAGUGAUCUUACUCGGACAUGGCCCCCUUGCGGAAAAUUCAAUUCUCUUCAGGAAGAGAUAUAUGAUCUUAUACUUGAGACAAACAAAGAGUCAAUAAAGCUAUGCAAGCCUGGUACAACCAUCCGUGAACUAAACACAUAUUCGACGGAUAUGUUGUGCAAUGGACUGAUGAAGAUGGGCAUCUUGAAGAAUCGUAGACUGUAUCACCAGCUGAAUCCAACGUCCAUAGGUCACUACCUAGGGAUGGAUGUGCAUGAUUCUUCUUCUGUAGGAUAUGACCGCCCUUUGCAACCCGGUUGUGUGAUCACGAUUGAGCCAGGAGUCUACAUUCCAUCUUCAUUCAACUGCCCUGAAAGAUUCCAAGGGAUUGGGAUAAGGAUUGAGGAUGAAGUUCUGAUCACUGAGACAGGCUACGAGGUGCUAACAGGGUCAAUGCCUAAGGAGAUCAAACAUAUAGAGACAUUAUUGAAUAAUCACUGCCAUGAACUCGCCAGUUUCUCUUCUUAAGUUUAAAGGUUACAGUGGAGCUGUUGCUCGAAACAAUAUAUUUGUGAUGUUAUAUGCAUACUGAUUAAAUUUGAAAUAAUAACAAGGAAGAUUUGAUUGGAC
This is a messenger RNA of Eruca vesicaria subsp. sativa (arugula), 1602 nucleotides long. Lineage: Eukaryota; Viridiplantae; Streptophyta; Magnoliopsida; Brassicales; Brassicaceae. The record is from the annotation of a GenBank genome assembly.